Lolium perenne is the source of this 2430-nucleotide messenger RNA. The record is from RefSeq and is a predicted model, not a curated record. NCBI's taxonomy places the organism in Eukaryota, Viridiplantae, Streptophyta, Magnoliopsida, Poales, Poaceae.
CCAAAUCCGAGCCCUCACCUCCCCCCUCCUCUGUAUUCUGUCUCGGCUCUCUCCAUAGGAGGCUAGGGUUUCACGCCGCAGCCGUCGUCGCCUGCCUCCCACGUCCUACUGCCGCGGCCUCCCGCACCCGCACCCGCACCCGACGCCGUUUACGUCCUCCGCCGCUCGCCGCCGGCAACGUCUACCGAGCUCCUACGCCAGCAGAUCGACGCCGCCCAUCUCGACCUGGGCCGCCGCCUCGCCGCUGUCCAGAUCGUCUUCGGCCUCCAACUCUCCUCCGCCCAGGUCGACCACAGCCUCCAGCUCGCCGCCGACUAACCAUAUCUUUCGCUCGAUCGAGAUGCUGCACGAGAAGCCCGUCAGGUAUGGUCCACCCGGCUGUGAUGAAGAUGACAUGAACAUGGAGUUCAAGAGUGACAAGAGGCGCCGCAAGCACCUAACCCAAACAUCAUCUUCCGAUGCCCCUAUUGCCACUGCCCACGGUUAUCAAGCCCCGGUUUCUUCUGCGCUUUGCCGUUCGGACUCUGGCGAGGCUGCCAAGGAUCACGAGGGCCCGAUUUCAGACAUGUCAAUCGUCCAAGCGCAAGAUCAUGCGCUGCUUCCGAUAAUGGACUCGGGAGAAGAAGAAGAAGAACCCCAGGAGCUUUUCGGGCCUCAUGUAAUUCUCAGCGAGGAAGACCAGGCCAGUUAUACAGAAAAGUUGCUUCCCAAUAUUCGUCCUCCUAUCAGCGUGACGGAUACGAUGAGUUGGAUGGACAACUUCAAGUUACAAGUGCGCCAGGGGCGCAUUCGUCUCGCUUAUUACAAGGCUAUGAACCAGGAAUCUGGAUGCAAGUUUAAGGAACCAAAAGCAUACUCUGAGGAGGAAAUUGUCGACCAUGGGCACUUUAAGCAUUUAUAGGAUGAUGAAUGUUUUGAGUGGUUCUUCCAUACUGACGAUAGCUGGAUCCCUGAUUUGGAAGACUAUCAAAGGAUUGUCCUUAGAAAUUUUAUGCCUGAUAGAAUGCAAGCAGAGUACCUCGAUGUCGAUCGCUACCGUGAGCUUUAUCAUACAUAUGAAAUGGAUGCUGUGUAUGUCCAGUACUAUGGAGAAAUAUCAAAGAAAAUCAAGUGGAUUGAAGAUUUUUUGCAUAUGGAUACCAGUUCUGCGGAGUGGAGAAACAUGCAAACUAUAGGAUGGAGGCAAGCCUUGAGGAUUGCAACAGAGUUCCCCCAUAUGACUGUUCGUUUAGCUGCUUUUGCAUAUAGUGAGUACAUCUUGGAGUUGCGCAAGGAUGCGUCGAUCAAGGACCUAGAUCUUGUCUAUUUUGAGAUUUGGAGACUUGUCAUUAAGGAUAAGAGAAAUUAUAUGGAUGCUGUGAGGGAAGUAUAUGGAAUGGACAAGUUCCAUAUACACAAACGGGUAAUGGAGGCUGAACUGAAUUCGUAUCCUGUCUUCUGGACAAUGAAACAAAGGAUUUACUGGAUCACCAACGAGCAUGGCAUUGAUUUUAAUACUGAAGAUAAUGAAGCUCGGGAUUUGUUCCGGAAAGGAGUUGCUAGGUUUAAAAUAAAGAACAUGGCAAAUUAUGCUAAGAAAAAGAUGGAGAUCGGGGAGUGGUUGAAUUUGCAACAAGUGGUAAAUCUUCAGAUUGAGGUUCCAGGACCUGGAAGGAAACACUGGAGCAUCUGAAGUCAGUCUAUGUGUUAGGUCAGUUAUCGUGACUGCGAUGGAAGCUACCCUGAAGAUCUAAUGGCUGACAAACCACCAUACUGUUUGACCGGACGAGGGUUUAUUCUUGUAAUAGACGCGAUUACUAAAUGGCUGAAGUCGCAAAACCGUCGCUUUGUUAGUAAAAUAUCUCAAGAAUUUGAACUUGAAGAUCCUGACAAUGAUCCUCUUCUUGACGCGCUUCCUUUCCUUGAGUUUCACGGAACAGAAGCACGUGACGGCAUUGAUCAGGUCAAGGAAGGAUUGUCGCGGCUCUACCCUUACUUAUUCCCGAAGAAAAAGGAACCCGCGACUUUUCUUGCUCUUGCCAAAGACUUUAAUCCGCCAGAAGAUCUUGGACUGAAGCUGCGCUAAGAAAAUAUGAAGGUUGCCGUUGAAAGUACUGUCGCCCUAGUUGCUGACAGCUAGCAAAAUAUUAACUGGACCAAAGUUGGCGACACACAGGAGAUGGAGACCAUGAAGUGGCGAUCGCUGAUCAAGGCUGCGAAGCCCAACACAAAGAAGAUCCUUGCUUAUCUUGGAUUCAAGCCCACUCCUGCUCCUAGCUCGUCGAAGCCGGAGGUCUAGUAGAAUGCCCUUAUCUUUUUCUGUUUUUAUUUCUACUGCGUCUUUUGAUGUUGUCGUCGCAGUAGCUUUGGCGACAACCGUCGUAGUAAUUCUUUUGAAAAACUCCCUCUGUAAUAUCUGUGUAAAUUUCCUGAAGAUCAAUGGAAUUCUAU